AGGCGCGCCGCUGUCACUUCCUGCUCCGGCGUCUCUCGGCGUCAGUCGCGCCUCCUCCUCCUCGGCUUCUUCUUGUCGCCUCUUCUUCCUUGCCGGCGUCGCUGCGGGUCUUUCCCUCAGCAACCGCCUCCUCCUCCUCCUCCUCCAGGGAAGCCGAGGCCGAGGCCGGGAGGGCGCCACGGCGAGGGAGGCCGCGCUCGCCGCUUCAACAAGAAGACGAGGAGGAGGAGGAGGGCGUCCCGAAUCCCCUUCAGCGUCGCCUCCUUGAUCCGAGGAGAUGCCCGUGAAGAAGAAGCGCAAAUCCCCCGGUCAGGCGGGCGACGAGACGGGCCUCAAGAAGUGUAAGAUCACCAGCUACUGCAGGUCACAAGCUUCUAGUAAAGUGAUAAGUGGUGAGGAGCAUUUUUCAAGCAAGAAGUGCCUGUCGUGGUUUUAUGAAUAUGCAGGUGAAGAUGAAGUAGUUGGGCCUGAGGGAAUGGAGAAAUUCUGUGAGGACAUUGGGGUCGAACCGGAAAAUAUUAUUAUGCUAGUUUUAGCCUGGAAACUGGAGGCUGAAAGCAUGGGAUUCUUUACAAAGGAAGAAUGGUUAAAGGGGAUGACCUCAUUACAAUGUGACUGUACAGAAAAGCUGCAGAGUAAAUUUGAUUUUUUGCGCACACAACUGAAUGACAUUUCAACGUUUAAGAAUAUCUACAGAUACGCAUUUGAUUUUGCAAGGGACAAAGACCAGAGAAGUCUUGAUAUUGACACUGCAAAAUCUAUGUUAGCACUUCUGCUUGGAAGAACGUGGCCACUGUUUUCAGUAUUUUAUCAAUACUUGGAGCAGUCAAAAUACAGAGUAAUUAACAAAGAUCAGUGGUACAAUGUGUUAGAAUUCAGCAGAACUGUCCAUGCAGAUCUUAGCAACUACGAUGAAGAUGGGGCAUGGCCUGUUCUUCUUGAUGAAUUUGUGGAAUGGCAAAAGAUCCGUCAAGCGUCAUAGCAAGAGCACCUCUGAAGAAAAUGUUUGAUCUUGUGAUGCUAUGCCUACAAAAACUGAGUCAAAACCAAGGGUUGCAUUCACAUCCUUAUGAACUUUAGUAAUUUUUUUUCCUUUUAUUUUUAAAGGAAGUCUUGUUACACAUGAAAUGGGCAUUGAACCACAUCUCUCCUAAGACAGAAAAAUUGAGGAUUUUGUCUUAAGUUUCUAUCAUUUCAGAAUAAUAAAAAUUCAGAUUUGUAACAGUCUUAAAAGUGAAGGAUAUCCCUUGAAUAUGAUGGUGGUUUCAAUACACAAAAACCAAAACAUUGUGGAGCGCAUCAGAAAUACCCCAUAUAAAUGGUUGAAUACUGGAGAUGUGUUAAAAUUGUUGUAGUAGUAUAGGAAUCUGGUGUGGUAGUUUUAAUGGAAUGAUUGUGUUUAGGAAGAAUGAUUAACAUUAAGCCUUGGCUGGUGUUCUACAAAUGCCCACCAUCAUUUGUGCCAUAGUUUGCAACUUUACAUGGUGGCUUGGCCUUAAUAUUAAUUUUCCUAUAAUUCCAAUUCAACAUUUUGUUUUUUGAUAGAAUAUAAAAAGUUGUCUACUCUUGAACUUUAAAAAGUGGCCUAAAUAUUAAAAGGGAAGUAAUGCUAGUGUUUUAAUGUGUACUAGACUGAGAACAUUUUAGUAUUAUUCCCCACUUCCUUUCCAAAUUUGGGGAGCCGAUGUUUGUUUGUUUUUCACUCCCAGAAUCCAGGUCCCUGCAUGUCAUCUUGGAACUAAGAAGAGUCAUAUUACUUUAAUGUGGUCUGUUGCCAUAUAGCAAGAACAUGAAUUGUUGGGAUUGUUGCUAAAACAUCAUGAAUUAGUAUGUAGAGAGAUCUUGUAGCACUUUUGAGACUAACUGAGCUCAUGCUGUCAACUUCUUUCUUUCAGUUAGUCUCAAAAGUGCCACAGGGUCUUUCUACAUACUGAUUCUACAGACUAACAUGGCUGUAUAUUUGAAUUCUACCAUCAAGAAUCAAGGCAAAUAUGGAAGGCUGAAGUGCUUAAUGAUUUUAGUAAUUUUGCAUCAUUAAGUAAUAAGUACUACACACUCUUAAAAGGCUGCUUUCAUAUGUCUUAAUUAUAACCAUACACAGGGUUAGGCAUGUAGAAAUUUUCAAGCCUACUUUGUGAUGUGUGAAGAAAUUAAAUUCAGGAAAAAUGGCAGUGUGUUGAUGGCUGGAUGAAAGACUAUAGCAUUCCAUUUGGUAUCCUGCUCUUUUACAACAUCCUUAAGCAAAUCCAUGUCAUCUUGGUGAUGUGAUCUUAUCCCAUACUGUAUAAUGUUAGGUAAAGACAUGGAAGUAGCUUCUGCCUCAGGAGUAUUAGAAAUGUGUUGUAUACGCUAACUAGGUUCAGGUAGGACAAGAUAAUCUUGUCUGGACAAAGCAUUUUGUAUAUUUUGUGGGGAGGUUCUAUUUUUGUCAUAUGGUGUCCUUAAGUAUCUGUUUUUGUUCUUCAAUAGAAAAGGGCUAUUUCUUUUUCAAUUCCACUAACUAUUCAGAUAUAUUUGACCAUGUCAGUCAUUCAAUUCCCUUUCAAUAAUCCUAGAGGGAUGACAUUACACUGUGGAAUUUAUUGCUCUUUCACAGCUGUGUACAUGAAAAAUACUAUUUGAAAAUGUGGAGAACAUCUCCACCACUCACAUGUGCUGCUCUUAUUUAAUUAUUUGUAUUAAUAGAUAUCUCAUUUCACUUUAGAAAGCUUCAGGUAAUUUCUUCUUUAGCCUUAUUAGAAUAUAUUUGUUCUGCAAGCUUUUCCUGUGGAUGGACAUAAAGCCAUGAGUGCUACAUUUUGGAAGUUCCCCCAAGACUGUAGUCUUUAAGUAUAUUGAAAUUGGAAGUAACUUGAAUUCAGCUUGCAAGUACUUCCAAAACAUGUGAAGUUCUAGACUGCAUAUUUUUGGAGUAAAAGAGAAACUGUUGACCACUACAGAAGAAAUUCUGUGAUUUGCAAAGUACAGUAAGUUUGCAAGAGUUAAACAUCUGCACAUAGGUGGAAGGAAAUUCAUAUCCAGCUGAGCGAUAUGUAUAUAAAAAAGCGUGUAAUAUUCCUAAAUGAGGGAUGAGAUGUUUUUCAUUACAAGUAUUCAUGGUGUUCUUUAGUGUUCUAAGCCAAAAUAUUUGGAGUGAGCCUUGUUGGUAUAUCCUAGGAUUGGUUAUUAAUAGGUUGGCAUUCUUCCCAGAAAUGGACAAUGCUGUCCUUAAAAGUACUGUGGCCAUUAGUGGCCCUGUCACAGCUUGCACUGAAUUGGCCUUUAAUAGUGCAUUUUUUUCCUGCUGAAUUAUUUCACAUACUCAGGCUCGGAUGUUUGUACAAAGGAUGAGGCAGGUUGAAAACAUAGCUAGUGAUGGACUUUAAGGGUGCUGUAUGCAGUUCUUCUUUUCCCUGACCCCCCCCCCCAACCCAUUUUUUGUUGUGGUGUGUCCACAGUAGAAUAUAUCUUUCCUAAUUAAAUCUGCAACAGCAUAACCAACCAUUUGGGAAUAGAGAUCUAAGGAAAAUGAGACUAUCUUUGCAGUAUUCAUGCAUAUGAAUGAGCAGUUAGCCAUCCAAAUUGUCAUCAGUCCCCACCCACCCCCUAUCCGUGCUUUAGGAAACCUUUCUCUCAGGUUUUUAAAGUUUCAAGUUAUAAAUCAGGAAAACCCAAUUGUACCAGUAACAUAGACUAACCAUCUCUUUUAUUUCAAGUUACAAAUUCUGAUCUUAACAUAGUAAUUAAUGCAAUGUUGUGUCCACCAAUGCCAACAUGUUAAUGUGAAGGUAUCAGAUUGCUAUGUAUGACUUGUAUCUCUGAGGUUUUCUCACUAUUCUUAUAAUAAAACCAUAUUUCAGGGUUUAAA
Molecule: messenger RNA, 3847 nt
Organism: Sceloporus undulatus (fence lizard)
Lineage: Eukaryota; Metazoa; Chordata; Lepidosauria; Squamata; Phrynosomatidae
Gene: DCUN1D5
Product: defective in cullin neddylation 1 domain containing 5
Exons: 8
Coding region: 278-982 (234 amino acids)
Biological process (GO): positive regulation of ubiquitin-protein transferase activity; protein neddylation
Cellular component (GO): ubiquitin ligase complex
Molecular function (GO): ubiquitin conjugating enzyme binding; ubiquitin-like protein binding; cullin family protein binding
Source: RefSeq, a predicted model, not a curated record